AUGUUGUUUGGGAGUAGAAAGUUACAAGCAAGAAUACGAGCGAGUCCCAGAAGCUUGGCCUACUUUUUGAUGUGCUGUCAUCGUUCCUUCACAACGACACGGGUAAAUGCGCUGAACAUUGCAGUGAUAACAGGGACAACAAGAACGCAAGGACCUCCACGACCAAUCCUUGGACCUCGAGUCGCUUCUUUCAUUACCAAGUCCUUGGAAGCACGCGGCAAUACUUACACUGUAGUUGAUCCAAAUAGUUUUGAGUUGCUGGACAAACCACAAUUUGCCUACGCGUCGAGUCAAGUCCCAGCUCAUCUGAAAGAUGUACAAAAGAUCCUUGAAGAUGCGGAUGCCUACGUAUGUGUGACACCGGAGUAUAACCACGCUCCCUCUCCUGGAUUGUUGAACGUUUUGAAUCACUUUGGAUCUUCUACAUUUUCCUUCAAGCCAUCAGCGAUUGUGUCGUAUUCUGCCGGGCAGUGGGGAGGGACGAGGGCUGCAAUUGCUUUACGACCCAUUCUGAGUGAGCUUGGAUGCUUACCUGUGUCCGCAAUGAUUCAUUUGCCGAGUGCUCAAGAAAUCUUUGACGAGGAUGGCAACCCAUACGAAAAUACAGAGAAAUGGCAGAAUUAUACUGAUCGGUGUUUUAGUCAACUGGAAUGGUGGGGAACAGCUGCCAAGAAGCACAAGGCCGAGACCGAUCCUUUUGAUCAGUCGCCGUCGCUCCAAAAAGACCCCUCUCAGAGAAAUGCCCCGUAG
This is a messenger RNA of Cylindrotheca closterium, 750 nucleotides long. NCBI's taxonomy places the organism in Eukaryota, Bacillariophyta, Bacillariophyceae, Bacillariales, Bacillariaceae. The record is from the annotation of a GenBank genome assembly.